This is a messenger RNA of Lolium rigidum, 1299 nucleotides long. RefSeq names its product polygalacturonase-like. Gene Ontology annotation, molecular function: polygalacturonase activity. Gene Ontology annotation, biological process: pectin catabolic process; anther dehiscence; fruit dehiscence. Bases 1 to 1299 code for a protein of 432 amino acids. The transcript is spliced from 9 exons. The record is from RefSeq and is a predicted model, not a curated record. NCBI's taxonomy places the organism in Eukaryota, Viridiplantae, Streptophyta, Magnoliopsida, Poales, Poaceae.
AUGGGUCCCCGGAAGUUUUUUUUGGCCUCCAUUACUACCGUAUCAAUUCUUCUCUACAUGUUUCUGCACGCCAGUUCAGAGCUGAUGGCCUUCCCUCCCGAAGCAGCGUACGGCCCAGCCGCAGAAAGUCCAGACAUCGCCCCGCUGGUACUCAGCCCGGGGGCUCCGCCGAGGGUAUUCGACAUCGACAGCUACGGCGCGUCAGCCGGCGGCGACGCCACGAAGGCGUUUCUCGGGGCGUGGAAGGACGCCUGCAACUCCUCCGACGACCCCUCCGUGCUCCUCGUGCCGGCGGGGAAGUCCUACCUCCUCAUGCCCCUCAGCUUCACUGGCCCCUGCAGAGCUACGUCGAUCAGUGUAGUGAUUCAGGGAACGGUGGAGGCUCCGUCGAACCGGUCGGUCUGGCUUGACGGCGACCUCCCGGACCGGUGGAUCACGUUCGAGGACAUCGACAACCUCCGAGUCACCGGCGGCGGGACGAUCAACGGGAACGGACAAGAGUGGUGGAUUAACUCCUGCAAGGUCAACAAAUCCAUGCGAUGCGUCCCCGGCCCGACGGCACUGUUCUUCAGAAGCUGCAACCAUCUGGUGGUGGACGACCUGGAGGUGAGGGACAGCAUGCAGAUGCACGUCGUGAUCGCCUACUGCUGGAAAGUGCUCGUCUCGCGGCUGUUCGUCACCGCGCCGGGGUGGAGCCCCAACACCGACGGCAUCCACGUCUCCAACAGCAGAGAAGUCUCCAUAAUCGACAGCACCAUCACCACAGGUGAUGACUGCAUAUCCAUUGUUUCUGGCUCUGAGUUUGUACGGGCAACAGGCAUUUUUUGUGGACCGGGUCAUGGAAUCAGCAUCGGUAGUCUAGGAGCGAACAAAUCGCGGGCCCAUGUCUCUGACGUGCUGGUGGAGAAGGCCACGCUGGUGGGCACAACCAACGGUGUGCGGAUCAAGACUUGGCAGGGAGGAGAAGGGUAUGCUGAAAGGAUUACUUUCCGAGACAUAAGGAUGUUCAACGUCACUAAUCCUAUAAUCAUCGAUCAGAAUUACUGCGACUCCAAGAAACCAUGUUCCGAGCAGGAAUCAGCAGUUGCCAUAAGUAACAUACGCUACAGCCAAAUACACGGAACUAGCUCUUCGAAGAUCGCCGUCAAUUUCAAUUGCAGUAGUGCUGUCCACUGCGACGGCAUAGUAAUGCAGGACGUCUCUUUGGUUGGGAAAGGGUCCUACCUAGCAUGCUCUUCCCUGAACGCCAGGGUCAUUGAAGUAGGAUUUAACUCGCCAUAUUGCAGCGCGACCAUGUAA